AUGUCUGUGUAUCUGAAUGAGUGCCUGGAGAACCCACAGGUUUGUGGCAGCAACACCAUUUGCCUCAACACCAUCGGGAGCUACAUCUGCCAGUGCCAACCUGGUUUCAAUGUCUCUAGGUACACUGGACGCUGUGCGGAUGAGGAUGAGUGUGUGUGGGUUCCCCCGGUGUGCGGCGCUCAGGGCAUGUGCACAAACACACCUGGCCGAUACACCUGCACCUGUCCGUCAGGGCUCAGUAACCACGGCAACAACACUGCCCCCUGCACAGACCUCAAUGAGUGCCUGGAGAAACCACAGGUUUGUGGCAACAACACCAUUUGCCUCAACACCAUCGGGAGCUUCAACUGCCAGUGCCAACCUGGGUUCACAUCUAACUUAACCAAUGUCACUAGACACUGUGAGGAUGAGGAUGAGUGUGUGUGGGUUCCCCCGGUGUGCGGCGCUCUGGGCAUGUGCACAAACACACCUGGCCGAUACACCUGCACCUGUCCGUCAGGGCUCAGUAACCACGGCAACAACACCGCCCCCUGCACAGACAUAGAUGAGUGUAAUGAUAUCGCUGGUGUCUGUGGAGUGGGCGGGGACUGCCAGAACCAGAAAGGAAGCUACAGUUGCCUCUGUCACCCUGGAUACAGUAACUACAACAACAAACAGGCUCAGUGCUCAGUACUGACCUGUGACCAGUUCAAAGCCAAUGAGACUUCUGGACAGACUGUCCCAGGUUUAGCUGGUCUCCUGUCCCUAAUAAGGAACAGCUGUCUGGUGUUGAGUAACUCUGGGGACGCAGCCGGGGGGAAACUGACUGGAGAGGUGUUACUGGAGAAUGUCUUCACGGAGAUGGACAGACUCUUGUCUCACGAUAUCCUAAGCAACAGCCAGGAGGUGAGUGGGUUGCUAGGCACCGUGGAAGACGCCAUGAGGCUCAUCGGGCCGCAGCUCAGAGACAACCACACCACCAAUGAGACAGACCACGCAGCGACUGAGCUUGCAGUGAGGAGGGGACAGACUCCGCCCACUGGGCCAAUCAGCCUGGCCAAUGACAACGCUCGACUGGACACCAGCUGGGAGACAGCCACCGGCAGCGGGACGUACCCAGGUUUCGCUCUGGUUGGGUUGGUGUGUUACAAGACAGUGGAGAAAUCUGUCAACAACUCCUUCCAGUACCUCACUGACACAGACACAGACACAGCAACAGCCACGGCGUCAAAGCCUAGCUACCAGAUCAGUUCCAAGGUGGUAACAGCUUUCGUCAGUAACCCAGCAACAGACCACCUCGCCCAGCCUGUCAUCCUCACCUUCAAACAUCUACAGGUGAGGGCGGAGUCAGCGGAGAUGAACUAUACCUGUGUGUUCUGGUCGGAGGGGCGUGUCCAUGAAGAGGGAGGGGCGUGGUCAAGGCGUGGCUGUACCAAAGUCACGUGUAACGCUACACACACUGUGUGUUCCUGUACCCACCUUAGCAGCUUUGCUGUUCUCAUGGCCCUCUACCCUGUACAGAACACCUUUGAGCUGCGUCUUUUGACGUGGCUGGGUCUGUCGGUGUCUGUGGUGUGUCUGUUGCUGUGCAUCCUGACUUUCUGGCUGUGUCGGUCCAUCCAGGGGACACGCACCACCAUCCACCUCCACCUCUGUGUCUGCCUCUUCAUCGCUGACCUCGUCUUCCUCAGCGGUAUCUCACACACACAGAGCAAGGGAGGAUGUAGGGUUGUAGCAGGUCUCCUCCACCUGUUCUUCCUAGGAUCCUUCAGUUGGAUGUUGUUAGAGGGGGUUCAGCUCUAUCUCAUGGUGGUCCUGGUCUUCAACAUUACCAUCAGACCUCUGUACCUGUAUGCUGUGGGAUAUGGACUGCCACUGGCUAUAGUCAUCAUCUCUGCUAUCACCUACCCAGAUGGAUACGGUACCACACACCACUGUUGGUUGUCUCUGGAGAGAGGAUUCAUCUGGAGUUUCUUCGGCCCAGUGUGCACCAUCAUCAUCCUCAACGUUUUCUUCUUCAUCAUCACUGUCUGGAGGCUGGCCCAGAAGUUCUCUAGUCUCAACCCUGACCUCUCCAACCUACGCAAGAUCAAGGUGUUCACAGUGACAGCAGUGGCCCAGCUGUGUGUGUUGGGUUCUAUGUGGAUAUUUGGAGUGUUCCAGUUCCAAGAGGAGGGGACAGUGGUCAUGACAUAUCUCUUCACUAUCCUCAACUCUCUACAGGGAGCACUGCUGUUCAUCAUGCACUGCCUACUGAACAAAACGGUUAGAGAGGAAUAUUGCAAGCUGCUGUCCGGUAUCUGCACACCACAGAAGAAGAGAUACUCAGAGGUCAGCACUACCAACCCUUCCUCCAGCCAAUCCCAGGGGUCAAGGAGCGCAGAGACCACGGGGGAGUCGCAGAUAUGACGUCACCAAACCCCCAUAAUGCACCUCUUUACUACUCCUCCCAUGACAAAUGUUCCCACUACAUGGCCAAACUGUAAAGUCAAAACGUUCGACAUCGUAAACAUUUAUGAAAACAAAUAUUUGAUUUUCUGACAUAGCCUCUUGGCCAGAUAGUGACAACCCAGAAACACUCAGCCCGAGGAUAGUACUGUUCAGGCCAGGUUAGUAGAAUAUGUGUCCAACUAGCCCGACGGAUAGUAAAAAUGUUAGUCCACUAGCCAGGUUGGCCAGUGCCCAAAAUCCUUCAGUUCCAUCUAUGAUUAGACACUUCAUAUCAAACUUGAUGUUAACCCCUGUCUUAUCAAGCAUUAGGUUAUCCAAUCAGAAGUUAUGUGAUCUUCAUGUCAUCCAAUUAGAAGUUAUAUGAUCUUCAUGUCAACAAAUAGGAAUCCAUAUCAUCAUUAUGUCGUCCAAUAGCAAUCCAUAUGAUCUUUAUGUCAUCCAAUCAGAAGAUAUAUGUCAUCAGGGGUAUAUAAUGAUGUAUAAGCAGAUGUCAUGUCAUCCAAUAGGAAUCCAUAUCAUCUUUGUCAUCCAAUCAAAGUUAUAUGAUAUUUAUGUCAUCCAAUAGAAAUGAAUAUCCUCUUUAUGUAAUUAUCACAACCACAAAAGAAAGGUACUAUUUUACAUAGAUUUAUAGUAAUAUUUAUUACCAAGAGCACAAGAUAAGGUGACUUUUCUACGCAAAUAAAUCCAGAGGGAUUUAGAAAAACAUUAUGUGAAGAUAUGUGUUAGUUGUGACCUAAUGAACUGUUAUACUGUAAAGUUGUAUUGAUCUUUAACACUUUAUUAAUAACUUUUAAGAAUAAGCCUUUAUAAAUGAAUAUACAUGUUUAUAAAUCAUUUAGAAAUGUUGUACAUUUUUACGGAAUGGAAGGCUGGUAAUAUUUACACAUUCUUAUAAAUGUUUACAAAUUUAAUUGUAAAUAGUUUAUAAAUCGGUAAAAGGUUUAUUCAUGAUAGUUAUUUUUAAGUGUUACCAUGGUCACCUCUAUGUAUAUAAUGAGAUAAUAUAAGAUUUGUUGUGAACACUUGCAGUGCUUCUGUCCAAAAACAGCAUUUACCAACAGGUGUUUUAGAAAUCCCAGUGGGAAGAUUUCCAGAAUCAGGAGGGAAGAAACAUGAAAUCCAGAUUCUCUAACAGGGAUUGUCACUCAUGGCUUCAUCUUAAAACCAUUGGUUUGUUUAUCACUGGCCAACAAAAUAUAGUGUAGCAAUCCUGACCUGGACUUAAACCUGUGUCCAGCAACUGUUAACCUAACAAAUUAGCUGUUACGCCAAGAGAUCUGAACCGCUUGACGAGGUUGCUAGGUGUUGGGUUAAAGUCGUUUCAAUAGUUGUAUAGGUAUAGGAAUAAAGUAGUAACAAUGUACUGUACCGUUCUGCCAUUGUAGAGGUCGUUAGGUACAGAUCUAGGAUCAGAAUACAGUAAAUUACUGUACAGCUCUGCCAUUGUAGAGGUCGUUAGGCACAGAUCUAGGGUCAGAAUACAGUAAAUUACUGUACAGUUCUGCCAUUGUAGAGGUCGUUAGGCACAGAUCUAGGAUCAGAAUACAGUAAAUUACUGUACAGUUCAGUAGGCACAGAUCUAGGAUCAGUUUACCCAAAACAAAACCUAACUUAAAGGGGUCAUCCAGGAUUGGUACAUCCAGUUUUGUUACUUUUAACUUAGUGAUUUAUAGCUCUUGGUUCUUGUAGAAUAUUACUUAAAACUGCCUUGUGACCUGGUCAACAGUCGUUGCCCAUCAGAACCCCAACUAUAAGCUUGUUUUACUCCAUUGUUUGUACACGAUGUAAAGGUUUAAAACAUGGAUAAAACUAUCAUGUUGAUCUCAUGGAUGGUCAGUCCUUGCAUCGAGAGCUCCGUCUAUGAUUUUGAGAGUGGUUACAUUUCUCCAGUCCGACGACCGGUUUGUUGCUUUUUGAAUCCCAGACUGCCCCUUUAAGGUUCCACCCUAGACGUUGGUUUCAGAAUAACCAUGGAGAUAAAGUAGAGUCUUAAAACAAUCUAAACAAAGUCUACAUUCAAUGUUGUAUGUUUUUUAUUCUAUUCUGUUGCACUUUUACUUCGACAAGUUGUGUAUUUUAUACUUUUAGAGAAUGUACCAUUUUCAUGUCCUUUAUCAACACCGUUCUGAAUGUAAGCACUUAGUGUUGUACUUGACUGUGUACUCUGUAGUGUGUGUGUGUGUGUGUGAGUGUGUGUGUGU
Messenger RNA from Salvelinus namaycush (lake trout), 4634 nucleotides. RefSeq names its product adhesion G protein-coupled receptor E5-like. The transcript is spliced from 19 exons. The record is from RefSeq and is a predicted model, not a curated record. The coding region runs from base 1 to 2388 and encodes 795 amino acids. Gene Ontology annotation, biological process: cell surface receptor signaling pathway; adenylate cyclase-activating G protein-coupled receptor signaling pathway. NCBI's taxonomy places the organism in Eukaryota, Metazoa, Chordata, Actinopteri, Salmoniformes, Salmonidae. Gene Ontology annotation, molecular function: calcium ion binding; G protein-coupled receptor activity. Gene Ontology annotation, cellular component: membrane.